Nezara viridula (southern green stink bug) is the source of this 1912-nucleotide messenger RNA. The record is from the annotation of a GenBank genome assembly. NCBI's taxonomy places the organism in Eukaryota, Metazoa, Arthropoda, Insecta, Hemiptera, Pentatomidae.
CUUCCAUUUAUAACCUCCGUCUGUCGUUUUAUCUAAUUAACAGUUUGAGAGCUGGACGGUUAUUUGAUGGAUACAGACAUAAAUGACAUAUUUGAUUCUAUUGCUUGCAAGGAAUUAAUAAUAAGUAAGCAAGGAUUCGAUGAAGGUUUUAAGGUUGGUGAAAAUUCUGGACUAAAGGAAGGUUACCAUCUAGGAUACCAUCAGGGUGCUGCAAUUGGAAAAGAAAUUGGACAUUAUGUGGGCUUUGCUGAAGCAUUGUUGGAAAAUGAACAGCUCUCUUCUAAACUGAAAACUUCACUUUUGAAACUUUCUUCUCUUUCCAAAGAUUUUCCCCGGGAAAAUAACGAGAAUAUAGAUUUUGAUGAAGUAUUGGAAAACAUGCGAUCUUUGUAUAAAUUGUCUUGUUCUCUGGCUGGAAUACAGCCUCUGUUUCGUCCAACUACUUCUAAAUUAAAUUACUGAAAUGGAUAAAGUUCGUAAAAAGUUACAAGAAAGUGUCAGUUUUAUUUCAAGUUACUUACCUUUGGUGAAUUCUCACAUGGUAGAGUUUUUCAGUAAUGAUUUGUGGGAAGCCCAUGUUCCCAAUAAGAUUAAAACCGAAUUUAAGGAAAAGCAUUGGAAUAAAGAAAAUAUUAUUGAUAUAUUUCUUGAGAAUUUGGAGGCUAGCCAUUCAGAAUUGGGAAGAUUCAUACAGUCCUGUUCUGCAAACUCCCUUGAAAAAAAUGAAAUAAUCAUUGGCAUUGAUGAACUCCAGAAAGCUUUCCGAAUGAAUAGGUGUUCAAAUAUGGAUUGUGUCAAUAAAGAUAAAUUUAUGUCUGAAAAGAAGUUCCAUGAAGUGAAAAAAAUGAGUGAACUUGUUGCAGAUUUAGUUAGGACAACUGAUGCUACUCAUGUUAUUGAUAUUGGUGACGGCAAAGGUUAUUUAAGUUCUUAUCUAUCUUUAGUUUAUAAAUUACAAGUUUUGGGAUUAGACAGUUCAACAAAUUUGACCCAAGGUGCAGCAGAAAGAGCCAACAAACUUCAGAAAAGGUGGAAUAGUGCCUUAAAUAAAUUUGACAUCGAAGAUGAACCAUUUAAUAAUGAAACACCUUCAAAAACUAAAAGUAUUGAGGACACCAACAAGCGUAAUGAAUGUUACAAACAGGUGACCAAGUUUAUUACCUAUGACACAGAUCUCAAGAACCUUCUCUAUGAAAAAUUUCCAGGUAGCAUUGAAUAUCAAUAUGGUCUAAUUGGUCUGCACACUUGUGGAAAUCUAUCCCCGAUUUGUUUAAGGCAAUUUUUAUACAAUAAUAAUGCUCCGUUUUUGGUCAACAUCGGUUGUUGCUACCAUCUGUUAGAGGAAGGAAAUGACCAUGAAAGUACUUUCCCAAUGAGCAAUUACUUAAAACAGUCUAAUUUUGUAUUGGGUAGAAAUGCUAGAAUGCUUUCCUUACAAGCCCCAGCAAGAAUAUUUGUUUCUAAAGAGAUUCCUCAGACGUUAAUGUUUCGAGCGGUUUUUGAAUCAUUUAUGGAGCACAAAAUGGGAAAGUGCAUCGGUAAAGGCAGAGAAGUAGGAAGAAUGAGAUCGAAAUGUUCUUCAUUCGUUGAGUAUUCAAGAAAAGGAAUUAAAAAAUUGGGUUAUAAUAUUCAUGUUUCUGAUGAGGAGAUUGCAACUUUUUUUGAAAAAUAUGCUCCGUCCCUUCAGUUUCUUGAAUUUUAUUUCAUGAUUAGGGUUGUUCUUGCUCCAGUUAUAGAAAACAUCAUUUUGCUUGACAGACUAUUAUUCCUACAAGAAAAUGGUAUUAAGCAUUCAUUUCUAGUGAAAUUGUUUGAUUCCUAUGUUUCACCACGUUGUUAUGGCAUUGUUGCCAUAAGAGACAAGCAAUAGUUAGUAUUCCUUUUAUGUGUAAAAAUAAAUUAUUUUGCUAUU